AUGCAUAUCAUCUUGACAGGUGCUACUGGCCUAGUAGGCAGCUCCGUCCUGGACGCCAUGAUCAAGGCCAAAGACAUCACCAAAAUCUCCAUCCUUAGCCGCAAACCGGUACGGAUGGCCGAGGACGCCAAAGACCCCCGAAUCAACGUCAUCAUCCACCAAGACUUUGAGAAAUACGACUCUAAGGUGUUAGAACAACUACAAGGCGCAAAGGCGUGCGUCUGGGCCCUUGGCAUUAGCCAAACCAAGGUCAAUGCGCAAGAAUACGUCAAGAUUACCAAGGACUAUACCCUUGCCGCUGCGAGAUCCUUCUCCACACUGACGACGUCGCCGUCAGAGCCAUUCCGCUUCAUCUAUGUAUCGGGCGAGGGUGCCACGCAGAAGCCAGGCCGCUUCUCUGCCAUAUUUGCUCGUGUCAAGGGAGAAACAGAGACAGAGCUGGGUCAAAUGACAGCUUCAAUGCCAACGAGCAUCCAGGCAGACUCAGUGCGACCGGCUUUUGUGGAUGCAAGACAGCACAAAGCUAUUCUGCCAUAUGUUCCGGACCCGGGAGCUCUAUACAAGGCUAGUAUUGCCGCACUCUCACCCUUAAUUGGCCUGAUGAGGGGGAUGCAUUCGCCAACAGAGUACCUGGGAGAUUUCUUGACUAGGAUGGCCAUGGGGAAGGUGGAUUCGCAGCUGGAGGGACCAGGUGCCUUUAAAUUGGGCGGCUCGUGGAUUAUUGAAAAUGUCGGUUUCAGGAGGAUCAUGAAAUUGUAA
Molecule: messenger RNA, 759 nt
Organism: Trichoderma virens Gv29-8
Lineage: Eukaryota; Fungi; Ascomycota; Sordariomycetes; Hypocreales; Hypocreaceae
Exons: 1
Coding region: 1-759 (252 amino acids)
Source: RefSeq, a predicted model, not a curated record